Molecule: messenger RNA, 1108 nt
Organism: Ipomoea nil (Japanese morning glory)
Lineage: Eukaryota; Viridiplantae; Streptophyta; Magnoliopsida; Solanales; Convolvulaceae
Product: phosphoenolpyruvate carboxylase kinase 2-like
Exons: 2
Coding region: 70-906 (278 amino acids)
Biological process (GO): peptidyl-serine phosphorylation; protein autophosphorylation; intracellular signal transduction
Cellular component (GO): nucleus; cytoplasm
Molecular function (GO): calcium/calmodulin-dependent protein kinase activity; calcium-dependent protein serine/threonine kinase activity; calmodulin binding
Source: RefSeq, a predicted model, not a curated record
UAAUCCUAGCUUCUUUCUAUAAAUUAAAGACAAGUGAGUUUAAAAUUCCGAACAAAUUAAAGCACGGCAAUGAGUGACAGUUUGAAGAGCGAUUACCAGUUGUGCGAAGAGAUUGGCCGCGGCAAGUUCGGCACGGUGCACCGCUGCUUCUUGCCGGCGACCGCCCAAUCCUUCGCCUGCAAAACCAUCCAGAAGAGCCUCCUCCUCGACCCCACGGACCGCGAUUGCCUGGAAAAAGAGCCCAAGAUUCUCCAGCUCUUCACCGGCGCCGCCAACAUCCUCCAGCUGUUCAAGGUGUACGAGGACGAGGAUUACCUCCACUUGGUCACCGAGCUCUGCGACGGCGGCGACCUCUACGAGAGGGUGUCGCGGGGGCCGCUGUCGGAGCCCUCAGCCGCCUCCGUUUUCCGGCAGCUAAUGUCCGCGAUCAGCUGCUGCCAUCGCGCCGGCGUCGCGCACCGUGACGUGAAGCCCGACAACGUGCUGUUCGACGCGCAGGGGAACCUCAAACUCGCCGAUUUCGGGUCGGCGGAGUGGUUCGGAGGCGGACGGAUGUCUGCGGUGGUCGGGACGCCGUACUACGCGGCGCCGGAGGUGUUGAUGCGCCGGGAGUACAAUGAGAAGGUGGACGUCUGGAGCGCGGGGGUGAUUCUGUACAUAAUGCUCGCCGGAGUUCUGCCGUUCCGCGGCGAUACUACGACGGAGACGUUCGAGGCCGUUCUGAGGGCGAACUUGAGAUUUCCCGCUAAGAUUUUCCGGUCAGUUUCGCCGGAAGCUAAGGAUCUGCUGAGAAAGAUGAUCUGCAGAGAUGUUUCUAGACGCUUCUGUGCAGAACAAGUACUAAGGCAUCCAUGGGUGAUGAGUGAAGGAGAGACUAGAAGCAUGGCUGAUAUGAAUUUUACUUAAACCCCAGCCACCCCCACUCAACCUGAUUGUUAUUGUAAUUUUGCUUUCGUUGGGACAUGAGAACCCGAGGGAGCGUUGUGUAUGUACAAAAAAUAAUUUAAAAGAAUUUUUCUUUUAAAAAAAGCCAUUAUCUAUUGUGCAUUGAGAAUUGUAUGCCAUAUAUUUGCAAUUUAUAUUGAUAUGACGAGGCGGGCUUAGUUAA